Molecule: messenger RNA, 2254 nt
Organism: Cokeromyces recurvatus
Lineage: Eukaryota; Fungi; Mucoromycota; Mucoromycetes; Mucorales; Mucoraceae
Exons: 6
Coding region: 101-2242 (713 amino acids)
Cellular component (GO): extracellular matrix
Molecular function (GO): protein binding
Source: RefSeq, a predicted model, not a curated record
CAUUUAUAUAUACACAAAUAUAUUAAAAAAAAAAAGAAACCUUCCUUCCCUUCUUAUAUAUUUUAUUUUUGUUCAUACAUUUUUUUUUUAAUAUAAAAUAAUGGCAACAAGAAAGCCUUCAAUUCAACCUCGACCUACAAAGGCAUCCUUGUUACGAUUACAAAAACAACAAAAGACAGAAGAAACAUCUAGAAAUGAAGAAGAGAAUAGACCAUCGAGUCGUGUUCAACAGUCAACCAGGAAAAAUAGCGUGGGCCCCUCCGAGGGUGUUAAGGCUUUUAUGGCACAACAAAGGGCUCGUAUGGCAAAGAAAGUAAACUUAACACCAUUGACAACCAAGAAUGACAAAAGUCCUUCACAUAUAAUGACAGGGGCACAAUGCUAUAGCCACCAACAAGAAGUAGAUGACAAACCAACUUGUCCAAGAAAAAUUCAAGUCCUCAUAAAGCAAGCGAAAUCAACAGGGAAAUUGGAUAUUUCAAAUCGAGGAUUAACAAAGAUACCUGAAGAAGUAUUGAACAUGUACCAUUCAGAACCUAUUUCAGUCAUUGACUUUUCCUCUUUGGGCAAUGCUUGGUAUGAUGAAGUUGAUCUAAUAAAACUGGUUGCAAGUAGUAAUGCCAUUGAAGAAAUAGAUGAACGUUUGACGAAUGAAUUUGGUGCCUUAAAACGAAUUGAUUUUAGUGAUAAUAGAUUAAAAUGUCUACCUAAAUCCUUGAGUCAACUAGAAAACCUUACAUCACUAUGGAUGCCUUAUAACCAAUUUGAAGAAAUACCUAGCGUUCUUUAUGAGCUGAAGCAAUUAAAAGAACUUAAUCUUUCCCAUAAUCAAAUUAAAGGGGAAAUAGUGUUGGACUCUAAAUGGGAAUUUGUAGAUUUAAGUUUCAAUGAAAUUAAUCAGUUUGUAGUGAAUACCCAAGAUAACAUGCAGCUAGUAAAGUUGAAUAUCAGCCAUAAUCAUCUUAUGACUUUAACUUCGUUUGAAAGAUGGCCAAAAUUACAAGAGCUUCAAUUAAAUCAAAAUAACUUGAGAAUGCUCUUUCCAGAUCCAGAAAGAAAAGUUGUUUUGCCUCAAUUGGUUCGCUUAGAUGUUGGCAGCAAUCUCAUCACUGCCCUGACAAAGAAUUAUAGGAUGCCUAAAUUAAUUGAACUUUCCUUAUCCACUAAUAAGCUUCAUGACGAAACAGAACUAGUAGAAUUUUUAAAGGGGACGCCUAUGCUACAGACAUUGGAUAUAUCAUCGAAUGAAUUUGAAAAUAUAUCUGGACUUGGUCAAAUGGAGUAUUUACAACGUUUAGAUGUUAGAGGUAAUCAAUUACAUACGUUGCCUUAUGACUUGGGUCAAUUAGAGCACCUAAACGUUCUUUUGUGUGAUGGGAAUCCAAUGCGAACUUAUAUUUCAAUGAGUCAAACUCAAUUAAUCGACUCAUUGAAAAACAGCUAUCGACAACAGCAAGAUACAGAAAGAGAGAGAGACGAGGAGGGAUCAGGUCCGUCGGCUAUUCUCAGUCAAAUCAGACAAGAUGAUGACAAAAUGGAAAAUGAAGACAGCAGUUCUGUUAUAGUCGAGUUAAAUCAUAGCCUUUCACAACUUGUUUUGAAUAGCAAAAGAAAACUCAAUUUAUCAAACAAACAGCUAUCAGAGUUACCAACUAAAAUACUUACAUCUCCAUCUAAUAAUGAUAUACCAGGGACCAUUCUUUUAGAUCAUAAUGCAUUCAAUGUAUUCCCUUCAAGUUUAAACCUGAUAUCUAACUUUAUUGUUCAUAUUGAUUUGGAAUACAACCGUAUUAUGUCUUUUAAUUUUAGUAUUCAAGGCACUACCUACCCUCACCUCAAGACACUCAACUUGGCCAACAAUCGUUUAAAGACAAUUGAGUGUUCUGUUGAAAGUUCGUUCCCAAAAUUGGAAGAAUUAAUAUUAAAUCAUAACUUGAUCACGGCUUUACCUGAAGACCUUCUUUCUAAAGCAUUACCCUCACUCAAGAAACUCUUGAUGAGUUCAAAUAGAUUGAGUAAUAUCACUGAGCGAUGUUUUAAGCAAGGACUAGAGGUAUUAGAUUUGAGUAAUAAUGAUAUUGGCUUUUUGCCACCUGGAUUAAGUCAAAUUGAAUCACUUCAGGAACUUGUUGUCUUUGGAAACAGGUUUAGAGUGCCUCGUCCUGAUAUAGUUGCUCAAGGUACUGAAGCUAUUUUAGAAUUCCUUAAAAGACGUUAUAUGGCUAUUAGUCAGCAACAAUAAAAAUAAAUACAC